Messenger RNA from Rotaria sp. Silwood1, 1944 nucleotides. The record is from the annotation of a GenBank genome assembly. NCBI's taxonomy places the organism in Eukaryota, Metazoa, Rotifera, Eurotatoria, Philodinida, Philodinidae.
AUGAAAAAUCAUAUUAAAAUUAAUGGUAUUUUUCUUACUGUACAAACACUUGUAACCCAACUCAAACAGGAUAUAAAACGAGAUGAACAUAAUUUGGUUGGUUUCGAAAUUGUACCUGCUGAAUUGACAUCUUCUGAAAAGAACAGAAAUACUCAAGAAGCUUCGUUCAUGUAUGCUCAACUUCUCAAGGGUAUUCUUAUCAACCUGGACGACAAUGAUAUGAGUGAUAUGAUCGAAUACUGUCGUCAAGAGAAUGUAGAUAAUAAAGUUGCUCUUGAUUUUACUGAAUAUUUUAAACAAAAUUACCAAUCGGACAGAGCCAUUUGGUGGUAUUCCUUAGACUCUUUUCUUUAUCGAAUGUUGAAUAGAGCUCUUCACGUUCAAGAUGUAGACGUUUUGUAUCAUUUUCGUGUUUUUAUUCGUGAUAUACAUCGGGCAAUUUCUCAGUUAUAUACAGCAAUGAUGACUAGCAAUGAAAGAAAACUGAUGAAACUCUAUCGUGGUCAGUUAAUUCCAUCGAAAGAUUUUGAAAAAAUCAAGACCAAUGUUAGUGGCCUAUUAUCGAUCAAUCGAUUUCUGUCAACAAGUGCAGAUCGAAAUUUGGCACUUGUUUUUGCAGGUCAAUCAACCGAUGAUUGUACAGCAGUUCUCCUUGAAAUUUCCCUUGAUUCAAAAUGUAGUGACACUAGCGCUCCAUUUGCUGAUAUUGAAUCUCACAGUCAAUUCGGUGCAGGUGAACAAGAAUAUCUUUUCUCAAUGGGUACUGUGUUUCGAAUUGAUCGUAUCGAAGAUAUUGAUCAUAGUUGCGUUUGUGUACAUUUGACAUUGACUCAAGAUAAUGAUCCUCAGUUGACUGCUCUAACGAAGUACAUGUCGAUAGACCUACAUGAACGAUACGAUUUAACCACGCUGGGUAUGCUUAUGCUCGAGACUGGCGACUAUCGAAGAGCAGAACAAUUUUUUGCUACUGCCCUAACGGCAGCAAAAACACCAGGUCAUCGAGCUAGAUGUCAUAACCUUUUGGGCAUGGCCUUUGAAAAUUUGGGUGAUUAUGACAGAGCUCUAGAACAAUUCCGGUUCGAGUUAAAAAUCCAUCAUCAAAAUUUACCAUUGAAUCAUCCUGCAUUCGCUCCUACGUACAGUAAUAUUGCUGUGGUGUACAUGGAUCGGAGCGAGCUAGAUCUAGCCCUGAAAUAUUUUCGAAAGGCUCUAACUAUUGGAGAAGCAGCCACUAAACCGAAUCACUUUGAAUUAAGUGUCUAUCAUAAUCAUAUAAGUUUUAUUCUCAAAACGAAAGGUCACCUCAAGGAAGCAUUAGUUCAUCGAAAGAAAACUCUUAGUCUACGACAACUGUGUUUGCCGCCGACACAUCCUGCUAUUGCCGAAGCUUACAAUAAUCUUGCUUGUAUCUAUCAGGAACUAAACCAAAGUAACAAAGCUCUUUUCAUGCAUGAGAAAUCCUUGGAAAUUGCGCAGAAAUCUCUUCCAGUUGAUCAUAUAUUAUUAGCAUUUCGACAGACGAACAUAGGAGCUAUACUCUAUUCACAAGGCAAAUUCGAUGACGCUUUAAUGCAUUUUAAAGAAUCGCUGCGUAUUAAACUCAAAUCGCUGGAUCCGUUGCAUCCAGAUAUGGCUGUAACGUACAAUAAUAUGGGGAAAACUUAUAAUGCUUUAGGAUCAUAUGAGAAAGCUUUGGAAAUGUACGAAAAAAUCGUCGAACUUGAACGAGCCUCCUUUGUGAGAAACCAUCCCGAAAAACUCGUCGAUGCUAUGUCUCUUUUGAUUGAAUGUUUACUUCAGCUUGGACGCACUGAUGAAGCGCGUGAACGAAUUCUUGAACAUUAUAAUUGGUCAAAUCGAACAUUGGGAUACACCGAACAAGAAGCACAAGCGAUGAAGAACAUUUUAGAAUCGAUUAUCAAUAAAGUAUCUCUUUUUUCUUAG